AUGUGCCAGUGCGGGCAACUUAUCAACGGCGCUCUAAGUAUGCCUAGUGAGGCGUGCACGCCAUGUCGUGAGCGGAAGCUCAGACAGAAGCGUACAAUCAAUCGACACAAGCGCGCCCGAAUCGACCACGCUUGUGGCAGCGCUAUAGACAGAGAACAGCUGAGCCAACAUCCCAUUAUCAUUGCUGACAUUGACACUUCGUGUCAACGUCUUGACGAUAAUGGAAAAUCGAAUUCGCCCGCUGACGCCGCUCCGACCAACGCGCAGAUGGAAGAACAGCAGCCCAGUCCUCCCGCCAUAUGUUUUGGCAUCACCGAUCUGAUCUCCAGUCCGCAUCUGCCAGGGUCUGCUUGGGGCAAAGUACUAGAGUAUCACAACAAUCUCAACGCCUCGGGAAUUCUGGGAGAAUUGCCGGCUGGGCGAGAUUCUAGGAAUUUCAUCGCCAUUGAUCGUAGCGCUUCACAUGCACGCCGCGAUGAUGAGCUUUGCAGUCUCGACGAGCACGACAUCAGCUAUUUGCAUAACAAGGGCGUCUUCGAAUUGCCUCCACGCGAAGUUUGUAUCACACCAUAUACUAGCAAGGAACUCAUUGCUCGCGCAGGCUUCACAGAUCAUACUGACGCGCAAAAGACCUUCUACCGCCGAGCUGUCUUGUUAUACGAUUUAAAUUGUGAGAAAGAUCAGCUUGUUGUACUACAAGGCUCUCUAUUACUUGGCACAUUGUGGAGAUCUUAUUUCAUUGAGAAGGACUAUUCUUUCUGGAGGUGCAAUGCUGCCCGCAUCGCCAUUAAGAUGGGCCUCAAUAAAAGGUGUAUUGCUGAUAAUCUUGGCGCGAGAUUCUACGCGCUUUUAAAGCGCAUUUGGUGGACGCUUUACAUACGGGAUAUCCUGUCAAGUAUUUCCGGUUUAGAUAACAUCAGACUUUUACGAGCUAAAGAUUUUGAUACGGUACCUCUCACCAAGGAUGAUUGGCCGGAAGAUGAAGCAACCUGCCCACAGGGUCUCAUCAGUAUCUUAUUACCUGUGCAGACACACCGCCAAGACUUCCUGAUACACCUGUAUAACAGCGUUUUCGGCUAUCUUCCUUGUCCUACUGACCUGACUUCACAGGGGAUCUUGCUCACAGUGCGGUUUUGUCGCGCAGCUCAGCUAAGAUGGACAAGAGCAAAAUUUCUACUCUUAUUAAUGACAUCUUCGAGUGGCGGCGCCUUACCACGUUCAAUACAAUUGGAAUCGGUCCGAGAUUGGAAGAAUGAAGGCGUUUGGAUUUUGGUGUUGAUGGCUUGGUGCUAUCGACUAGAAUGCAUGAUUUAUCGAAGUGCAAGCAAGAAUUACCCUCUUGGAGACAUCGAACACGAUCGAAUGGCCGACUCACUGCAUAGAGCUAUAUUUGAACUAGACGCAGUUGUACGCAGAGCUGUCACACAUCGGGUUGGGCAAUUCUUGCCUAUGUCUUUCUCGACUGCUGUUGCUACACUAAUUGCAUUAUGCACUGAAUUGUUGUUAAAGCCUGACAUCGAGCCAACCGACAAGCUUAUGAGUGAGGAAGCCGUGCGCACUGGAAUCGUGUUCCUUAUCGCAUCUCAAGACACACGGCCGUCCUUGCGAUGGAUGCUAAAAAUGUUCAGCUGGGCCUUUAGGCAGACCGGACUAGAUUUCGAUACAGGUCUUCACAUUGAUGACAUUCUGACACAAGUUGAAAGUCCGUUCACUUCUCAAAAAUCCAAAUCGAACCGCGAUCUUUCCUCUAUAGAUUUUGGAUUUUUAGACUUUUCGAGCAAUACUCUCUUCGGUUCAGAGUACAUACUGAAUGUAGAUGGAUUCGCUCCCUAG
Molecule: messenger RNA, 1833 nt
Organism: Bipolaris sorokiniana ND90Pr
Lineage: Eukaryota; Fungi; Ascomycota; Dothideomycetes; Pleosporales; Pleosporaceae
Exons: 9
Coding region: 1-1833 (610 amino acids)
Biological process (GO): DNA-templated transcription
Molecular function (GO): zinc ion binding; DNA binding
Source: RefSeq, a predicted model, not a curated record